AUGCCGGGCCAACAAACUCGCCAGUGGGUUCUUGCCAACCCACCACUCAACGACCCCGUCAUUGAAGGCAACGACGCGACCUUUUCGCUCCAAACCAUUGACCUCCCAAGCCCAACCGCUGAUCAAGUCCUCAUCAAAGUACUCUACUUCUCCAAUGACCCCGCACAAAGAGGAUGGAUCCAGAAAGACAUGGACCCUGAGCGCCUCUACGUGGAGCCGGUGAAGCAAGGUGGAGUAAUGCGUUCCUUCGCCAUUGCCGAGAUUGUCGAAUCCAGCACCGAUAGCCUGCCCAAGGGUCAACUCGUCAUGGGCGACUUCGGCUGGACAGAAUAUGCCGUCGUAUCCAACAAAGCCGUUCGACCCAUCCAAGCCGACGAGAGCGCCGGCAUUCGCCCCACGCACUUCAUCGGUGCACUCGGCGGAACAGGCCUGACCGCGUACUACGGCCUCAUCGACAUCGCGCGCGCCUCUUCCUCCGACACGGUCGUCGUUUCCGGAGCUGCGGGAGCUACCGGCUCCAUGGUUGUGCAACUCGCCAAGCACGUUCUUGGAUGUAAACGCGUCAUCGGCAUUGCCGGUGGUGAGAAGAAGUGCCGCUGGGUCGAGAGUCUGGGCGCAGAUGUUUGCGUCGACUACAAAGCCGCGUCUUUCGAGGCUGACCUUAAGAAAGCCACGGAGGGUUACGUAGAAGUCUACUUUGACAAUGUUGGCGGCGACAUCUUGUCGCUCAUGCUGGGUCGUAUGAAGCGCCACGGACGCAUCGCUGCGUGCGGCGCCGUCGCAACGUACAACUCCAUGGGCGACAGCGGCGUCAAGAACUGGUUCGAGAUUAUCAGCAAUCGCAUUGAGGUCAGAGGCUUCAUUGUUAUCGAUGCUAUUGAGUCGGGCAAGGCUGGUCAGUAUAUCCAGGAGUUGAUCAAGGGAGUCAAGGAGGGUAAGCUCAAGGUUGGGCCCGAAACGGAGACAGUGGUUAAGACUAAGUUUGAGGAUGUGCCCAAGACUUGGAUGAUGCUUUUCCAGGGUGGCAACACGGGCAAGUUGGUUACGGAGGUACAGGCCUAG
Alternaria ethzedia is the source of this 1062-nucleotide messenger RNA. RefSeq lists its product as uncharacterized. The coding region runs from base 1 to 1062 and encodes 353 amino acids. Lineage: Eukaryota; Fungi; Ascomycota; Dothideomycetes; Pleosporales; Pleosporaceae. Gene Ontology annotation, molecular function: oxidoreductase activity, acting on the CH-CH group of donors, NAD or NADP as acceptor. The record is from RefSeq and is a predicted model, not a curated record. The transcript has 2 exons.